Molecule: messenger RNA, 1995 nt
Organism: Pediculus humanus corporis (human body louse)
Lineage: Eukaryota; Metazoa; Arthropoda; Insecta; Psocodea; Pediculidae
Exons: 11
Coding region: 1-1995 (664 amino acids)
Biological process (GO): snRNA processing
Cellular component (GO): integrator complex
Source: RefSeq, a predicted model, not a curated record
AUGAAACUGUAUUGUUUAAGCAGUCAUCCGAACAAGCCUUGUUACGUUCUUAAAUGGCGCGAAGUAACAAUUAUGCUUGAUUGUGGAUUAUCAGCUCAAUCUGUAUUAAAUUUUUUACCUUUACCACUUGUGCACAGUUCAAGACUUUCAAGUUUACCCACAUGGAUGCCAAGAGAUUGUUUAGAUUCAGAGCUUGAUGGGGAACUUAGGGAUUGUUGCGGAAGAAUUCUCAUCGAUUCACCCCCUGAAUUUUCUCCCCCUCAAACUAAAAUUUUAGAUUUUUCUGAAAUUGAUGUCAUGUUAAUAUCAAAUUAUCUUUGUAUGUUGGCUUUGCCCUUUGUAACCGAAGACACCGGUUUUAAGGGUGUAGUGUAUUGUACUGAACCGACUAUGCAAAUAGGAAGAUUAUUUUUAGAGGAGUUAGUCGAAUGGAUUGAACAAAGUCCAAAAUCGAAUGUUGCCAAACAUUGGAAAGAAGUUUUACAUUUGCUUCCUCCACCUUUAAACGAUGCAUUUAAACCUAGAAAUUGGAGGCACAUAUAUAAUAUGCAACAAGUAAAUUCAGCUCUAUCAAGAAUUCAAGUUGUAGGAUAUGAUGAAAAGUUGGAUAUUUAUGGUGCCUUAAAAGCAAUUCCAGUCAGCUCUGGAUACUGUUUGGGUUCUGCUAAUUGGAUAAUACAAACUGAUUAUGAAAAAAUUGCUUAUGUAUCAGGAUCGACAACAUUAACGACACAUCCGAAACCGAUGCAUCAAAAUGCAUUGAGAAAUGUUAAUGUUUUAAUCAUAACUGCUUUAACUCAAACUCCGACUAGUAAUCCUGAUUCCAUGUUGGGUGAAUUGUGUAUAAAUACAGCGAUGACGGUUAGAAAUGGUGGUUGCGUUUUGCUACCAUGUUAUCCGAGUGGAGUCGUUUAUGAUUUGUUUGAAUGCCUUUCUAGUUAUUUGGAUGCAACAGGACUUACCCAGAUACCAAUGUUUUUUAUUUCUCCUGUUGCUGACACAUCUUUAGCUUAUUCGAAUAUAUUAGCAGAAUGGCUGUCACAGGCAAAGCAGAAUAAAGUUUAUUUACCCGAAGAACCUUUUCCGCAUGCAUUUUUAGUUAAAAAUAGUAGGUUAAAACAUUUCAAAAAUAUAUAUGCAGAAAAUUUUAGUGCGGAAUUUCGACAGCCAUGCGUUGUUUUUUGCGGUCAUCCAAGUCUUAGAUUUGGCGAUUCCGUACAUUUUAUGGAAUUGUGGGGUUCGAAUCCAUUACAUUCCGUCAUUUUUACCGAACCGGAUUUUCCUUAUUUAGACGCCAUAUCUCCAUUUCAACCGCUUCAAAUGAAAGUAGUUCAUUGUCCGAUAGACACGAGUUUAAAUUUUACACAAGCAACAAAACUCAUAAGAGAAUUAAAACCUGGGACACUCGUCAUACCUGAAAGUUACACGAAAAAUCCUUUAGGUUCUUCUCAGCGUACCGACCUUCUAAUAGAUGCGCAAGAAAGACCAACGUUAACGAUGAAAAGGGGAGAAGUAAUUAAAUUACCUGUCAAACGUAAAAAAGUCAAAGCGGAAAUGUCUGCGGAUUUAGCAUCAGAAUUAAUCCCGUGCGAAACAAGGCCAGGUGUGUCUUUGACAUCCGUUACCGGAAAACUCAUUCUCAACGAUAACAAAUACAAAAUUGAGUCACUUGAAUCAAAUCAGGAUUUGAAACGUAAAGAAUCAUCAUCAGGUACGUGUGAAGAUUCAGAUACCUGUGGUGAUGUUUUACCUAAAAGAAAACCGACAUACGAAUGGGGAUGGUUGGAUAUUGAUCAAUUCGUACAAAAAUUGUCUCAGGAAGGAAUAAACGAUGCAAAAGUAGAACACGGAAAUCCCGGAUACAUAAUACAUUUGCAAGAAUCAGAUACUCUCAUAACGGUCGAAGAUAGUCAAACUCAUAUUAUUUGCGAAGGAGAUAGACAGUUAAGGUUAAAAUUAAGAGAUGCUCUAUUGCAGUGUUUAAAUAAAUUCUAA